AUAUCGGAUUGUCGAAAUGUGUCGAAAUCGUAGAACGCGCAAAACCCUGUUUUCAGCUUCUGAAAAGAUUCCUAAAAUUUAAGAUUCUCUGCUAAUUUUUUUUAAGAAUUCCAUUAGAAAAGGUAGCCUAGCACAAUUAAUAAAGAUUGACACAGAAAAUCCUAUUGAUAGGAGAGUAAUUGGGCUGGUUUUCUGUUCCCCAAUGAUCUAACCUCAAAAAUGGCUGAGGGCAACUGGAGAGGAAAGAUUAAAUCCAUCACUGUGAACAAUUUCAUCACUUAUGAUUCAGUUAAAGUGUCUCCGGGACCGUAUCUCAAUGUGAUUCUCGGUCCCAAUGGGACCGGGAAAUCUACACUUGUUGCUGCGAUUGUGAUUGGGAUGGGCGGAAAUUGUCAGACACUGUCCAGGGGCAAAACUCUGGUGGAUUACAUCAAAAAUGGUAAGACAAAAGCAGCAAUUUCAAUUGAUAUUUACAAGGACAAUGAGAAGAAUGUGGUUGAGUUCUUCCGGGUGUUUGAUAACACUGGUUCCGGAACGUUCAAAGUGGACAAGAAGAAGGUCUCCCAGAAGGCCUAUUUGGACGAAGUCAAGAAGUACAAUAUCCAGAUUGACAAUUUGUGUCAAUUUCUGCCACAAGAUCGUGUACAGGACUUUGCUAAGAUGAAUCCGGAAGAGAUCUUCAUCAAUACCGUCAAGUCUGUUUGUGAUUCAGAAGCUCAGGAGAUUUUUGAGCAAUUGAAGGAGAUGGAGAAAGAUUCGGGAAAUUCAGGGGCAGAAUUGGCCAAAUGGAAGGCAGAUCUGAAGGAGGCAGAAGCUCAGAAUUUGCAAUUGAAGGUGCGAAUUGAGAAUAUGAGUCAUAGGACGCAACUCCAGGAGAAACUUCAAGUGGCCAAAAUCAAGAAGAGUCAUUUGGAGCUUGAAGAACUCCUAGCCAAGACGCAGGACUACAAUAAAGAUCUGGAAGAUGCCAAAAAGUGCCUCAAAGAGAAUGAGAAGAAAUUGCAGCCAAUAAAGCAGGAAAGUCAGGAUUUUAUCAAUCAGAUCAAGAAGCUCGAGAGCGACGGAACUACCCAGAAGAACAAUCUUCAGAAAAUCUCUUCAAAAUUAGCCAAUCUCGAUGGGGACACCGAAAAGGAGAUGGAUGCCAUUCGACAGAUUAAAGCGGAAUUCCAAAAUGUCAAACGUCAGGCCCAGACUCAGGAAUCUGACAUUGCUGAGGAGACCAACGUCCUCACGGCACUUCUCAAGGAUCUCCAGAUAUCAAUUUCCCAAACGGGCACCUUGAAUGCCAAGAAAGCAUCACUUGACCAGAAGAUUGCUGAGCUUCAGAAGGAGAACGAGGCCUUACUCCAGGAACGCAAUCAAGUCGCUCAUACUCUCCAGACGGAGGUCAGAGUGGAGAUAAACAGCAUCAAGCGAAAACUGGAGAAGAUGCAGAGUGCCGAGCAGCAGCAUCUAGCAGCAAUGGAAAGUCGCUUUCCGGACAUGUACAAAGCUGUAAUGUGGCUAAAAGACAACCGUGACAUGUUCCAGGGCACAAUUUAUGAUCCGAUCCUGUUGGAGCUAAAACUCAAAAAUCUAGCGGAUGGGAAGUUCCUGGAAAAUAUUAUUAGCCAAAGGGAUUUAUUGGCGUUCGUGUGUGAGGACGUGAACGACAUGAAGUUGUUGGUGAAGAAGCUCACGCACGAGAUGAAACUCUCCGUGAACAUUGUCCAGAGUGAUCCAGCAGAGAAGAUCAAAUUCGCUCCCAGCAUUCCCAUCAAUCAUCUCAGGCGUUAUGGUUUUACCAAGUACAUUUUGGAUAUGGUUGAGGGCCCAGUGCCUAUUCUCAACUACAUCUGCCAGAUUUACAAUGUUCACAAUAUUCCUGUGGGCACCAAUCGAUCUUCCGAUAUGAUUGACGAAAUAAUUGCUGCGGGUCAGUUGCAGUUAUUCUUUACGCCUGACCAUCGAUACAGUGUGGCCAAGUCGAAGUAUUCCUCAGCCUCAUCGACCACCUGCAAUGAAAUUGCAAGCCAUAAUAUGAUGAGGCAGGUAUUGGAUGAGAGGCAAGUGGAGGAAGAACGCAAGACACUGCAGCAUUUGAUUAGACGAUCUGAUGCAAUGAACAAUCAAAUUAAUGAGUGUGAGGCCAAGUUGUCAUACAAUGAGCAGAAGGCGAAGAAUGUAAAGGUUGAAUUGAGGGAGAUUACAGUGAAGACGCAGCAUAUGACAACAGUACAGCAGAGGGUUAAGGCUCAACAGAAGAAGAUCAAAGACAUCCGCGAAAAUGUAAUAGACAUAAAGGCUGAGGAGAUCAAGUGUAAGGAAUCUGUGAAGGCUUCCUUGGUGAAAUUACUCCAGUUGCAAAAAGACAAAAUUGAUCAGGUGGCUGAGUACAUGAAAUUUGACAAAGAUCUCCUUUUCAAUCGUGAAUAUCUGAAGAGGUUCAAUUCUGGAAAUAGCGAUUUGAAGAAGAAACUCUGCGAAGCUGAGCAGACUGUUGAAGUUUCUCAGAAGCUCGUAGAGCGUAUUAAGACUACGAUUGAUGGUCAUAAGAGGAAGAUUAGUGACAAAAAGGGCGAAAUAAAGAGCCUUGUUGAGGCUGUCUUUCCCGCAGACACAAAAUAUCAGGAUAUCGUUCACUUCAGGACACUUCCAGGGCGAAUUGAGGAAUUACUGGAGGAGAUUGGUUCGCUUCAGGCUCAAGUGGACUGCAUGGAAGGUCACAAUGAACGCGUGAUUGAAGAGUUUGAAGCGCGUCAGAAGAAGAUCGAUGAGUUGAAUCAGAAGAUAGCAAAUGACAGUGCUCGACAGAGAAGUCUUCUAGGGAAGAUUACAGAACUCCAUGAAUCAUGGUAUCCAGAGAUUAUUAAGGUUGUUGACCAAAUCAAUACCAAAUUCUCGAGGUUUAUGCAGUCCAUGAUGUAUGCUGGAGAAGUUAUGUUGACUAUGAAGAGUCCGUACGCCUACUCAACCUAUGGAAUAUCAAUCAAGGUAGUUUAUCGCAAUAAUGAAGCCCUACAGCAGCUCAAUAGCUUCCUCCAGUCGGGCGGAGAGCGAACUGUGGCCAUUGCCACAUACACUCUAGCUCUUCAACAACUAACGCAAGUGCCAUUCCGAUGCGUCGACGAGAUCAAUCAGGGCAUGGAUCCCAAGAACGAACGGAAGAUCUUCGAAAUGCUCGUGGAUGAGACGUCCAAGUCAGGAAUGUCUCAGUAUUUUUUCAUCACUCCAAAGCUUCUUCCCAAUUUGAAGUGCAACGACUACAUGGUCUUCCAUUGCAUCUUCAAUGGUCCCCACGUUGCAAGUCCUGUGAUGUUUUUGGGCAACGAGAACUACAUGCUUUGCACUUAAUCUGAAACUGAACUUUAUAAACUUUUUUUUGCUGUCAUUAAACUUUGAAUUUAUGUUAUUUUUUGAUGAUGUACAAAUUUAUUAUUAUUCGUUUCUGUCUCAACUUGAAAUAAAAAUAAAAUAAAAUACAA
Messenger RNA from Phlebotomus papatasi, 3467 nucleotides. RefSeq names its product structural maintenance of chromosomes protein 5 (gene SMC5). Gene Ontology annotation, biological process: double-strand break repair via homologous recombination. The record is from RefSeq and is a predicted model, not a curated record. Gene Ontology annotation, molecular function: ATP hydrolysis activity; ATP binding. The transcript has 5 exons. Bases 220 to 3336 code for a protein of 1038 amino acids. Gene Ontology annotation, cellular component: Smc5-Smc6 complex. Lineage: Eukaryota; Metazoa; Arthropoda; Insecta; Diptera; Psychodidae.